Messenger RNA from Emiliania huxleyi CCMP1516, 1626 nucleotides. RefSeq names its product EPSP synthase (gene EPSPS1). Bases 17 to 1411 code for a protein of 464 amino acids. Lineage: Eukaryota; Haptophyta; Isochrysidales; Noelaerhabdaceae. Gene Ontology annotation, biological process: aromatic amino acid biosynthetic process; chorismate biosynthetic process. Gene Ontology annotation, molecular function: 3-phosphoshikimate 1-carboxyvinyltransferase activity. The transcript has 9 exons. The record is from RefSeq and is a predicted model, not a curated record.
CGAGAGUCAGCAUGAUAUGCCUCUGCCCGACCUAAUCGAGGUUGUGCCGCUCAGCCCCGAGGCGCUGGCGCGGCUCAAGGCGGCGCCCGCCCAGAUUGCCAUCCCAGGGUCCAAGUCCAUCACCAACCGCGCAAUCGUGCUCGCUGCGCUCGGCGACGGCGCUGUAACGCUCCAGGGCGCGCUGUGGUCCGAGGACACUGAGGCGAUGACUGAGUGCAUGCGGACGCUCGGGAUCAACGUCGAGGUGGCGGCCGACCCACUAAAUGCGGCCAACCGGCGGAUCACUGUCCACGGCUGCGGCGGCGUGGUGCCUCCGGGCGGCACCGAGGAGGCGCCGACCGAGCUCUUUGUGGCGAACGCCGGCACUGCGGCCCGCUUCCUGACGGCGAUGGUGUGCCUGGGGAGCGGCGUGUACCGCCUCUCCGGCGUCCCGCGCAUGCACGAGCGGCCGCAGGCGGAGCUCGUCCGAGCGCUGCGAGCGCUCGGGUACCGCGUCGACACGCCCAAUGAGCGGCUGCCGGCGCUCGUGCACGGCGGAGGGCCGCGGCCGGGUCCGGUGCUGGUGAGCGUGUCCGACUCGUCGCAGUUUGCGUCCGCCCUGCUGCUCUCGAGCGCGCGCGGCGGGUGGGUCGUCUCGACUCCGGAGGGGUCCAACCCGGACGAGCUCCCGUACGUCGAGAUGACGCGCCGGCUGGUGGAGACGUUCCCACACGGCGGCGGCGACUUCCAGGUCGAGCCGGACGCGUCCAGCGCCAGCUACUUUCACGCUGCAAACGCGCUCUUCCCAGACCACCUGCCGGUGCGCGUGCUCGCCUGCCAGCCCCCAAAGAGGGAGGGAGGAACCGGCUGGCAGAUCGACGCAGAGUUCCCACGUUUGGCGCCGACGGCGGCGGCCGAAGGCGACAACGGUGGCGGCGACGGCGACGGCGGCGCGGCGGCCGAUCCGGCCAAGCGAGCGAAGCUGGCGCCGCGUGUGAUGACGGCGAUCGCCAUCGCGCCGCUCGCCUCGCAGCCGCACGCCUUCGCUUCGCUCGGCGUGCUGCGCAAGCAAGAGUGCGAGCGCGUGGCGGCACUGAGGGACGAGUUGCGCAAGUGCAAGGCGAGCGUCGAGGAGGAGGUUGCGACGGACACUCUCUCCAUCGCCCCGACCGCCGCCGCCUCCCUCGGCGACGCGACAGUGGCGACGUACCACGACCACCGGAUGGCGAUGUGCUUCGCCACUCUCGCGCUCAAGGUGCGAGGCAUCAAGAUUGAGGGGCCGCGCUGCGUGAGGAAGACGGUGCCCUCCUUCUUCCAGAUCCUUGCCGCGUCGCCGCCGAGCGGGCUGGGCGUGGAGGUCUGGGAGUGCAACGCCGCCACGGGCGAGCGGCUGCGGCGGCUUGAGGCUCCCGAGGACCUCUUCGCCGCGUGAGCCAGACGUUUUAGGAUACGCGAUCGCGCACGCACACGUACUCCUCAUCUUUGAAGCAUGUGUCAUGUCCAUGGCCGAUGAUGCGAUGAAGGCUGAGAUCCGCGUCAUCUGUGCUGGGGAGUCUCGCGCUCGUUGCGACGUUGGCCACAGUUCUACACGGUCUUAAACGAGUGGGCACUUUCUUGUAGUAAUUGCUGCGUCCACAUUUUGCACAU